AUGCCGCCUACAAUCCACAAUUCUUCUUUAUAUAAACCCACAUUUACCCACUUCUCCUUGUGCAUUAAAAAUAUCCAUCUUUAUUCCCCUCUUCCCACUGUGGAACUUCUUUUCUGUAGAUAUAUUCUGGCAAUCCUGGCUGAAGAGCAGAAGAAAAUCAGUAUGGUGCAGCAGCUUUAUGUUGCCCUAUCAUGUGGAGAUAGUGGGAGAGUUCAAGGGAAUUUGGCUUCCGAGGUGGAUUGGUGGUUCCACGGUCCUCCUUGCUGUCAGUACUUGAUGCGCAGUCUCACUGGCAUUACACAUGAUCACUGCUCUUCUUUCCAGUUUCUUCCACGCUCCAUUACUGUUCUGGGUAACAAGGUCGUAGUGGAAGGCUGGGAGGGUGAGUCGUGCUACUGGAUUCAUGUCUGGACUGUAGAUAAUGGGAUCAUAACUGAAGUUCGUGAGUACUUUAAUACGUCGCUGGUUGUCAAGGAGUUUAAACCCACUUCUUCCUCUGCACCAUUGCUUGGGAAAAGAAGCCAGUUGUGCGUGCCGCUGUGGCAGAGCAAGCUUAACAAUUCCAAAUCAAAAUCAAUGCCUGGCCUCGUGCUUGCCAUCUGAGUUGAUGUAAAUCUUGUCUCUGUAAACAAUGCCUAUAUUUGAAGCAAGUUGUUUA
Molecule: messenger RNA, 658 nt
Organism: Cryptomeria japonica (Japanese cedar)
Lineage: Eukaryota; Viridiplantae; Streptophyta; Pinopsida; Cupressales; Cupressaceae
Product: wound-induced protein 1
Exons: 1
Coding region: 1-603 (200 amino acids)
Source: RefSeq, a predicted model, not a curated record